This is a messenger RNA of Ricinus communis (castor bean), 1233 nucleotides long. RefSeq names its product protein SULFUR DEFICIENCY-INDUCED 1. Bases 127 to 1002 code for a protein of 291 amino acids. The transcript has 4 exons. Gene Ontology annotation, molecular function: protein binding. The record is from RefSeq and is a predicted model, not a curated record. NCBI's taxonomy places the organism in Eukaryota, Viridiplantae, Streptophyta, Magnoliopsida, Malpighiales, Euphorbiaceae.
ACCCUCCCUCUCUUUCUUCAAAGGUUAGAACUCUUUCUCCAGUCUCCUCAGUUCUCUGAUUAUUCUCGCUCAUUGUAUCAAAGAGUGCAAAAGUGUCUUACACAGAAAGACAGAGAGAGAUUAAUAAUGGAAGGGAACUCUAAAAAGAAGGAUCUUUUCCAUGUUAUUUACAAGGUUCCUUCUGGUGAUGGUCCUUAUGUUAAAGCCAAGCAUGCUCAGUUGGUUCAGAAAGACCCAGAAGCAGCAAUAGUAUGGUUCUGGAAGGCAAUAAAUGCAGGAGAUAGAGUAGAUAGUGCACUUAAGGACAUGGCAGUGGUGAUGAAGCAAGUAGACCGAACUGAAGAAGCCAUUGAAGCUAUCAAAUCAUUCAGAGGACGGUGCUCAAGAAAUGCACAAGAAUCACUCGAUAAUGUCCUUAUUGACUUGUACAAGAAAUGUGGGAAAGUAGAGGAGCAGAUAGAUUUGCUAAAGAGAAAACUAAGAUUGAUUUACCAAGGAGAGGCUUUCAAUGGCAAACCCACAAAAACUGCACGCUCUCAUGGCAAGAAAUUCCAGGUUUCUGUGGAGCAAGAAACCUCCAGAUUACUGGGCAAUUUGGGAUGGGCCUACAUGCAAAAAUCAAACUUCAUGGCAGCAGAAGUAGUGUAUAAAAAAGCCCAAAUGAUUGACCCCGAUGCGAAUAAGGCCUACAAUUUGGGCUUUUGUCUGAUAAGGCAAGCCCGAUACGAUGAGGCCCGACAGAUUCUUCAAAAUGUAUUGGAAGGUAGAUUCCCGGGUUCAAAUGAUUGUAAAUCAAGAAAAAGAGCUCAGGAAUUGUUAAUGGAAAUGGAAUCAAAGUUGCCUCCACCUGAACUAACAAAUAGAAUUGGGAUUAAUGUCGAUGGCGAUGAUGAUUUUGUUAAAGGGAUUGAGCAAAUGAUGAAUAAAUGGGCUCCAUCUAGACCAAAAAGGCUUCCAAUCUUUGAAGAAAUCUCUUCAUUGAGAGAUCAAUUAGCAUGUUAACAUUUCACUUUUUAAUUUUAAUUUUAAUUUGUGGGUGUGAGUGUGUGAGAUUGGUUGAGGUUCUGAGGUGAUAAUGGUUGUCUUUUAUUUUUCUAGUCAUUGUUUAAGUGUCUAGAAAUAAGGACAUAGCCUUUUGUAUAUAUAUAUAUAUAUAUAUGUAUAUGUACUUUCUUUGGAAAAACCCAUAAGCUUGGGGUUUCUGCCAAUAAAAAAGAAACUAUUCGAAACAAA